UGCAGAUGAUCUUCCUGGGAAACAUCACUCUUUGUAUGUAAAGAAUAUCUCACUGCGUUGCUGCAACUGAGUUUAGAAUGUUACUUGACUUGUGAUUCUGAUGGAGGAAUAACCAGAUCUCAGGCUGCUGCACUGGAAGACUUUACAGGAAAUACAAAAUGUCAUCGAAUAGGAGUCAGAACCCGCAUGGACUUAAACAGAUCGGUCUUGACCAGAUAUGGGAUGACCUAAGAGCUGGAAUUCAACAGGUUUACACCAGGCAAAGUAUGGCAAAAUCCAGAUACAUGGAACUCUACACUCAUGUUUAUAACUACUGUACUAGUGUACACCAGUCUAAUCAAGCACGAGGAGCUGGAGUACCUCCUUCUAAAUCGAAAAAGGGCCAGACACCUGGAGGUGCUCAGUUUGUUGGCUUGGAAUUGUACAAACGGCUAAAAGAAUUUCUGAAGAACUACUUGACAAAUCUCCUUAAGGAUGGCGAAGAUUUGAUGGAUGAGAGUGUGCUGAAAUUCUACACUCAACAGUGGGAAGAUUAUAGGUUUUCAAGCAAAGUAUUGAAUGGGAUAUGUGCCUACCUCAAUCGACAUUGGGUUCGUCGUGAGUGUGAUGAAGGUCGUAAAGGAAUAUAUGAAAUUUAUUCGCUUGCCUUGGUGACCUGGAGAGACUGCUUAUUCAGGCCAUUAAAUAAGCAGGUGACAAAUGCUGUGUUGAAAUUGAUUGAAAAGGAAAGAAAUGGUGAAACUAUCAAUACAAGGCUGAUCAGUGGAGUUGUACAAUCUUAUGUGGAGCUGGGGCUGAAUGAAGAUGAUGCAUUUGCAAAAGGACCUACACUAACUGUCUAUAAAGAAUCCUUUGAAUCUCAGUUUCUUGCUGACACAGAGAGAUUUUAUACACGAGAAAGUACUGAAUUCUUGCAACAGAACCCAGUCACAGAGUACAUGAAGAAGGCUGAAGCUCGCCUUCUUGAGGAGCAGCGUAGAGUUCAGGUAUAUCUCCAUGAGAGCACACAAGAUGAGUUAGCACGAAAAUGUGAGCAAGUACUUAUUGAAAAACACCUGGAGAUAUUUCAUACAGAGUUUCAGAAUUUGUUGGAUGCUGACAAAAAUGAAGACUUGGGACGCAUGUAUAACCUUGUAUCUCGAAUCCAGGAUGGCCUUGGAGAGCUGAAAAAACUUUUGGAAACCCACAUUCAUAAUCAGGGUCUAGCUGCAAUUGAGAAAUGUGGAGAAGCUGCUCUAAAUGCAA
Messenger RNA from Fulmarus glacialis (Northern fulmar), 1245 nucleotides. RefSeq names its product cullin-1-like. The record is from RefSeq and is a predicted model, not a curated record. The annotation marks the transcript as partial. Gene Ontology annotation, biological process: protein ubiquitination; SCF-dependent proteasomal ubiquitin-dependent protein catabolic process. Gene Ontology annotation, cellular component: SCF ubiquitin ligase complex. Lineage: Eukaryota; Metazoa; Chordata; Aves; Procellariiformes; Procellariidae. The transcript has 8 exons. Gene Ontology annotation, molecular function: ubiquitin protein ligase binding.